AGCAAUUGUAGAUUUGUAGUUAUAAUUGAGUCUUGUUCAGCAUGGCUGCAUCAUCAUCCUCAUACAAGCUCAAGGCGCUGGCCACUUUUGUCUGCCGUUAUAGAGCCGUAUCGGGUGGCUCAUGGCGGAGCCACCCUAUGCGCCACCGCGAUCUCCCGCCUUAUAAGGUGGGAGGUGGUGGUGGCUCUCUUGAUCAGGGGCUCAGGAUGAUAAGUAGCAGCUCCAAGUUGGGAACGGAGAAGAAUCAAAGUGAAGAGAGAACGCAAUUGCCGGAUCAGCCAAGGGUUGGCUUCUCAAAUUGGGUGAAAUGGCUUCUGGGAUAUGUAGUGACAUUUUUGCUACCAUUUUGGAAGACCAAAUGGGAUAACUUGCUGAUUUUGGAAGGAAAGGUGGCGAGAGUUGUGGAGGAGGUGGAGGUGGUAGCGGAGGUGGUGGAAAAGGUGGCGACCACCGCAGAUAAGGCGUUGGAAGAAGUGGCAAAUCAAUUGCCAGAUAACAGUAAGCUCAAGGAAGCAGCUCAAGCAUUGGAACAUGUCUCCAGUGUAGCUGCCCAAGAUGCUCAACAAAUUGAGAACAUAAUCAAUAAGGUUAGUGAUGUGAAACAAGAUAUGGAAGAGCUGGAGAGCAUUGUUGAACCAAUUGUUGACAAGAUUAUUCAUGGGAAGCACACAAAAAGUUAGUCGAGAACAAAAUCCAAAAAUUGUAAAUUUUAAAGCCUAUAUUUUUAUUUUUAUUUUUAUCGUAGUCUGAAGAAAUUAUGAAAUAAAAGUGUAAUAUUAUUGCAGUCUGAGAAAUUGAAAUAAAGUGUAUGUUCAUCA
Messenger RNA from Salvia hispanica, 818 nucleotides. RefSeq lists its product as uncharacterized. The record is from RefSeq and is a predicted model, not a curated record. NCBI's taxonomy places the organism in Eukaryota, Viridiplantae, Streptophyta, Magnoliopsida, Lamiales, Lamiaceae.